AUGGAUCUAAAACUUGCAAUUAUAGCAACAGGAGCGCAAACGUCUCAUCAUAAUCAAUUUGGUACUUUUGAGUGGAUACAGUUUCCAGUGACAGCCGAAGAAAAAAGUAAAAUUGCGACUGCUUUUUACAUUAAUCAUAAAAUUCCACCUGUUGUCGUUUGCGUUGAUGGAACGCACGUUAAGAUAAUUGCGCCAUCCGAAAAUAGUCAUCUAUACUACAACAGAAAGGGUUAUUACAGCUUAAAUGUUAUGCUGGUAUGUGACCAUGAAUUAAAAAUACGCUACGUCGACGCUUCUCAUCCGGGUGAUAGUCAUGAUUCGCUAAUUUGGAACGUUAGCGAAUUACGUUCACAUUAUGAGACACAAUUUUCAAACCACGAAAGAACUUUCUGGUUGUUAGGUGAUGCUGGAUAUCCGUUAGAACCAUGGCUUAUUACUCCUUAUCGGACGUCGAACCAAGCAGAAAUUAAGUUCAACGAAAUGCUUUCAUAA
Molecule: messenger RNA, 492 nt
Organism: Anastrepha obliqua
Lineage: Eukaryota; Metazoa; Arthropoda; Insecta; Diptera; Tephritidae
Product: putative nuclease HARBI1
Exons: 4
Coding region: 1-492 (163 amino acids)
Source: RefSeq, a predicted model, not a curated record